AUGUCUGGCUUGCGACGUUCCUCCUCCUCCGCCGCCACGGCAGUCGCCAGCAUGAAGAAAUGGUUCCCUACAACAUCAUCCCCAUUGAUAGUCUCGGCGCCAAUGGCUUUUGUGACCAAUGUGCAACUAGCGACAGAAGUGACCAAGGCAGGUGGAUUGGGUUUCAUUACUGGGGGCCGUGACUUUUCUCCCGAGUCCCCGGCGCUCAAGAAGCUCGACGAGGAUCUCACAACAGCGCGCCAGUCGCUCUCGCUCCAAGCAAAAAGCAUCCUCCACCAUCAAGAAGCAGGCGCCGCCGCCGGCAGUGCAGGAGAGAAGGACGAUGGGGUGCUGCCCAUUGGCGUAGGCUUUGUCACGUACGAUGCCUCGCUCGGCGCCUUUGCGCAGACCACGACGCCCAUUUUGCGCACCCAUCGGCCGGCGGCCGUGUGGCUCUUUGCGCCGUCCCCGCGGGCCGCGACCACGACGGCCGAGGUGAUUGCGUCCCUGGCUGCGGCCGGCCGCGAGUGGGGCCUCAAGAUCGUGGUGCAGGUCGGCACGGUCGCGGCGGCCCGGGAGGCGGCCCGGGACGGGGCCCAUGUCAUUGUGGCCCAGGGCGUGGAUGCCGGUGGUCACCAGUGGGCCAGCGGCGCUGGUGUCAUUAGUCUGGUGCCCGAGGUGGUGGAUAUGCUGAGAAGCGAAUUUCCGGACCGAGAGAUUGCCGUCUGGGCGGCUGGGGGCAUCGCGGAUGGCCGUGGUGUGGUGGCUUCCUUGGCCUUGGGUGCCGAGGCGGCUGUUGUGGGCACGAGGUUCAUGGUCGCUCAUGAAUCAUCGGCACAAGACUAUAAGCGCAAGGCCAUUCUCUCAACGUCGGACGGUGGCACGAAUACAGUCAAAUCACAAAUACACGACCAUGUUCAGGGCAAUAAAGAGUGGCCCGACUUAUACGAUGGCAGAGCAAUUGUUCACCAUUCAUACCAUGACCACCAGGCCGGCGUGACCCUCGAAGAGAAUGAGAGACGGUACCAGGCCGCAAAGGAAAGUGGUGAUCAUGCUAGAUUGGUGACUUGGUCGGGCACUGGAGUCGGUCUUGUGAAACAAGCCUUGCCAGCAGGUGAGAUGGUGAGAACAUUGAGGAAUGAGGCCUCCCAGGUUUUGCAACAUCUCAAAGGUUUAACUGCUUAA
Molecule: messenger RNA, 1164 nt
Organism: Pestalotiopsis fici W106-1
Lineage: Eukaryota; Fungi; Ascomycota; Sordariomycetes; Amphisphaeriales; Sporocadaceae
Exons: 5
Coding region: 1-1164 (387 amino acids)
Molecular function (GO): nitronate monooxygenase activity
Source: RefSeq, a predicted model, not a curated record